This is a messenger RNA of Aspergillus aculeatinus CBS 121060, 859 nucleotides long. RefSeq lists its product as uncharacterized. Lineage: Eukaryota; Fungi; Ascomycota; Eurotiomycetes; Eurotiales; Aspergillaceae. The transcript has a single exon. The record is from RefSeq and is a predicted model, not a curated record. The coding region runs from base 212 to 748 and encodes 178 amino acids.
GGAUGACUCUGGCGGUAAUCUUCUUUGGGGAGCAGGAAGAAGAAAGUUCCUUUCCGACAUUCCUUAAAACGACCAUCAAACGCUCCAUCAUCGGGUCGGACCAAUAACCGCCACCCUAAAACAUCCACCCGUGCUGAUUUUCAGCCGGCUCGAGAAGAAGUAAAGUGCGGAAAGGAAAAAAAAAAAAUUUGGCACUGACAAGAGAAGAGAGAUGGUGUGUCAGUCACAACCACCACCACCACCACAACCAAGUGGGAUUCCUCAGGCCCUCUUUCUUUUCCUACCGCCCGCCUUAUUUGAUUUUCUAUUACUUUAUUUUUUCUUCGCCAUUUCUGGCUUUUACCGUUACCGUACAGUAGACUGGGCCCUUUUCUACUUCUUCCGACGGUUCGGUGGUCCCUCACUGGCCAACGAAGUUUCCGGUGAUUAUUCCAUUCCCAUUCCCUCGACUUUCCAUCCUGCCUUUUCUCGGUGCCGCCAUCUUCAUCAUACAUCGGCCCUCCAUCCCUCCCUCCUCCCUCCCUCCAUCCAUCCAUCCACUUCCCCUAGCCGGAAACUAACCAUCUCCCACCACCACCACCACCACUACCCUUUCCCUCCCCCCCAUCCCAUCCCAUCCCAUCCCAUCUUUCUUCCUUACUAUUCAUUCUACCACCUAUUUCCCCCUUUUUCAUCAUACAUUCCUCUUCUUUUUGUAACAUCCGAAUUUCGCCCCCCUCCAUCUCCAUUACCUACUUCUCCAUUCUAACCUUGUCUUGUGUCUUGGAUUUUGUGUGUUAUUAGACUCGUUCUCCUGAUUCUUAGUCCCCGUGCUCUCCUGUCUUGCCUAUACUGUAUUGUUCCGUCGACCCGUGCUCGG